CACUAGAAACAAUACAACCGUUAGAGUUUUUUUUCGUAAAAAAUAAUCAAUAAACACAAGGAUACUGCUGUUAAGCGGAAGAGUUGCAAGCUAUGAUUUUUGACACAACUUCUCAGAUAUUUUGUAGAUAAAAAGAGAUAAACGAAGAAGAAAGAUGUAUCUCACUGUCCUACUUUUGUUGACCGUUUGUCAACCAAUAAGAAGUGAAUUUACAGUGCGCAAUGACGAUUUUUACGGAUUCUUUGGUCGCAUGUUUCAACGAAGAACAGACGAGAGCGGAAGAAAUUGGGAAUAUAGUGUCCAGCCUAAUAAACUUGAAUUGUUAAGGAACGAUGCGGUCUAUCCUGAGAAAGGUUGGAAAACAUGUAAAGAGAAAAACAAGAUCAAAAAUAAGGAAGUUAUUGCAAAAAAUAUGACAUUUGAAGAAAUUGCAAAGAGAGUUGGAUUUAAUCAUGUUCAUCGAGACAGUCUUGCAGUUCGUCCCCAUUGUCAGUUCGAUUUCGUGUUCCCAUCACGUGGUAACUUUACAUCCCGGAUGAGUAACGAACUAUGUGUAAUGGAGAUGUUGACAGCUGGUGCAGCAGUUGGUGAUUAUGAUAACGAUGGAUUGGACGAUAUUUUUUUUACUGUAUACAACACAAGAAGUUUACUCUACAGAAACAAUGGUGAUGGAACAUUCACAGAUGUCACAGUGUCCACUAAUGUUGGUCCAGAAAGAUUCGGUAAUGGAGCAGGAUGGAUAGACGUAGACUCAGAUGGAGAUUUGGAUCUAUACGUCACAACAGUGGGCGAUUCAAGACAUUACUUAUAUGUGAACCAGGGUGGACACUUUACAGAAGAAGCUAUAGACAGAGGACUUUCCUUACAGUUUCCAAAUAAUAGAAAACUGGCGGGCUUUACUCCAAACUUUGGAGAUUUUGACCAAGAUGGAUUUCUUGAUGUUUACGUUUCAGAGUGGACGUACCACUCAGUCUCUGGCGAGGUGUCUGCUAGCCGUCUCUUCAAAAACAUGGGUCUCUCUAAACCUGGAUACUUUGUGGAUGUUACUGAUAGCGCAGGUGUAAAUAUGGAUGGUUACUGGAAAACAUUUCGAAAUCAACAUGGAUCUGGUAUACACACAUUUGGAAGUUCUUUCACUGAUUUUGAUAAUGAUGGCUGGCCUGAGUUAUUCAUCACAGGUGACUUUGGACAAUCCAAGUUAUUUUGGAAUAAUAAAAAUGGUACAUUUUCGGAAUGCACGUCGAAAUGUGGCGUCAAUGCAAUGAACGAUGGAAUGGGUCAUACGAUUGCUGACAUAAACAAUGACGGAUACAUGGAUGCAUUCAUAACUGCUUUGACAUAUUCUGCAAAAAGUUGCGCUCUUUACACUUGUGCUGUUGGAGCAGUCGGUAACGCUCUUUAUGAAAACCAUGGAAACAGAAAUUUCACAAAUACAGCGAUAGAGCGUGGCGUUCGUGAUGGUCACUGGGCGUGGGGCGCAUCGUUUCUCGAUUUUGAUAACGACGGAUUCCUUGAUAUAGUCUCAACCAAUGGAUUUGACAGUCCCUCCACCACACUCGAUGAUGAAUAUGGUAAUGAUAACAUGCAACUAUUUCACAACCAAGGAGAAGGGAUGUCGAAUGAAAUGAUAGAUGUUGCCUUAGAACGAGGCAUGAAAUUUUACGGGUUAGGGCGUGGAUUGUUGAUAUUUGAUUUUGAUAACGACGGUGAUGAAGAUAUUAUGGUGGCUGCCAACGUGGGACCACCAAAACUGUUUGAAAACAAAAUUGGAAAUAAGAACAGUUGGUUAAGAGUUCGAGUGUUCCAUAAAUGUUUAACUAAAGCCUCCAAACUGUGUGAUAGUUAUGGUGCUCGAGUUCUAGUAACAUCAAAAUCUGGAAAGAAUCAGACAUCAAUGAUUGGUUCGAAAACUCACUUCUUGGGUCAGAGUGAAAUAAUCGCACAUUUUGGGCUUGGUACAAGUAACAAGACAGUUGCUGUUGAUGUGUACUGGCCGACUUCAAAGAAAAGGAUAACACUGAAUGACGUUGCUGUCAAUCAAGUUUUAAGAAUUGUUGAACCAGAAGCAGAUACACAUGAAGUUCGUGAUUCAUCAACUGUGAAAGACUGUCCCAAAAUAAAAAUAUCACACAUUACUACUCAGCCUACACAAGGAUUUGUCAAAAUAAAUGAAGACGGAAUUUCAGUGUCGUACCAUCCUGGCAAUUUGACGUUAUUUGAUAUCGGCGUCCAACAUUUUAAAUACAGCGUCGACGUGCCUUUUCCCAUAUCACAGAAUGUAACACUUAAUGAAGGCACGGUGACGUUGGAUUUUAGAGUGACACCUAACAUUUAUCCUGCAUGUAAAAAUGGAAGACAAAUAAUUGAAAACAAAUUGCCAGACUUGUCCGCCGAUAAAAGACGUUUGGACGGACUAUCCAAUAAUCGUGACAACGUUUACUGGGGCGCCACCAAGGAGGAUCUUUUGAGAUUUGCACCACAUCGGUAUGCAGACAAUGUAUCAGAGCCGGCUGGAGCGUGUACGGCACAACAAACUGUGUCGAAAACUUGCCCUUACCCAAAGGAACUGAGUGGAAUUGGUUCCAACCGACCAUCGCCGAGAUUAAUUAGUAAUACGCUAAUGAGCCAGUUCAAAGAUCAUUUCAGUAAAAGAAAUCUAAGCGAUUUUACAAUGCAUUAUGGGCAGUUUUUGGUUCACGAUACAGACCAUUCAUCGCCUCUUCCACGAUUUGAGUUUCAAUAUUACAAUAAUCAUGUCUGGAUGCCCAUUACAAUUCCAAAGGGAGAUGUCCACUUUGAUCCUUACAAUACAGGAAAAGAAACAAUGUCAUUUGUCAGAUCAACAUUUAACAGAUGCACAGGGCAAUAUCCUGGCACAGCGCCCCGCAGUCAAUUUAACGCUAUUACAGCUUACCUUGAUGCAAAUAUGGUGUAUGGGGUGGAUCUAAACAGAUGCAGCCAUUUGAGGGAAUAUAAAAAUGGUAGACUCAGGAUAGGACCAAAUCUUUUGCCACCCAAAAACGAAGACUAUCUUGCGAAUGAGAAUCCACUUGGUAGACCAGCAAAAGAACUUUUUAUGGCUGGAGAUAUUCGGGCAAAUGUUCAACCGGGUUUAAUGGCACUACAUGCUUUGUUUAUACGAGAGCACAAUCGUUUGGCGCAUCAACACAAAUUGAAAAACCCAUUAUCAACUGACGAAGAAACCUUUCAAAAAGCUCGUCGAAUGAUAAUUGCAGAAAUUCAAUCAAUAACAUACAAUGAGUAUCUACCUGCAAUUUUGGGCGGAAGUCAUCACAUCCCAAAAUAUACAGGUUAUAAGAGCAAUGUUAAUUCUGGUAUCACGAAUGAAUUCGCAACUGCUGCUUUCAGAUUUGGACACAGUCAAGUCAACACGCAUAUUUUCCGUCUUCAAAAAGACGGUUCACCAAUAAAAGAAGGACAUGCUUUGUUAAGAGACGUUUACUUCAAACCAAACAGACUAGAGAUGGAAGGAGGCGUCGACCCAGUGUUUCGUGGUGCGGUUGCUUUUCCCGCUCAAGAAAUCGACUUAUUGAUGGUUGAUGAAAUGAGAAAUACACUCUUCCCCACAACUGCUGCUUCUCCUGGUAAACAAACUGGAUUUGAUUUAGCUUCGCUUAAUAUACAACGGGGAAGGGAUCAUGGAUUGGCUGAUUACAACACCGUUCGCAAAAAUUUGGGAUUAAAAGAAUACAAAUCAUUUUCCGAAAUUACAACAAAUAAAGAUGUUGUGAAAAAAUUGAAAUCAUUGUACAAAGAUAUUAACAACAUUGAUCUUUGGGUGGGAGGACUUGCUGAGGAUCAUGUUAAAGGUUCAGAGCUGGGCGAGACUUUUCAUACCAUUAUCGUAAAGCAGUUUACAAGAAUUAGAGAUGGAGAUAGAUUUUGGUAUAAAAAUGUCUUGACAAAAGAGGAAAUCAAGGAUGUUGAAGAAACCACACUUGGCAAGAUCAUCAGAUUGAAUACAGGCUUUGAAGAAUGUCCUGAUAACGUUUUCUUUUCAACAAAGAACUGCAUUGGUGUAGAAAAACACCAAUGUGUACCCAAACUAGAAAGUAAUGAAAUUGUUGAAAUGAAUGAAAAAAAUAGACAGCUGAAGAAAGACGUAGAAGAAAAAGAUGAGAAACUUAAAUUAUUGAUUAUACUUCUGGGAGUGAUAAGCGCAGUUUGUUUGUUUGUCAUUCUCAUUUCGGUUAAAAUCGCAAAAACAAAAAGCAAAACAGACAAGGGACAAAUUCCAUGUGUUGUAACAAACACACAAAAGAAGGACAUGGUUGAACUGGGUGAACCAAAUUAUGCAGUCGAAGCAUGAAGACAAAUAAAACAAUCAUUUUGAACACGAAAAUUUGAUCUUGAUGAUACUACUCUGGAAUAUAAAUUAAUUUUAUAACUUGUACUCACACAAUAAAUGUAAAUUUUGCAGUAUUUUAAUUACACUUUUUAAACAGUC
This is a messenger RNA of Hydractinia symbiolongicarpus, 4468 nucleotides long. RefSeq lists its product as uncharacterized. The transcript has 24 exons. Bases 155 to 4330 code for a protein of 1391 amino acids. Gene Ontology annotation, biological process: response to oxidative stress. Gene Ontology annotation, molecular function: heme binding; peroxidase activity. The record is from RefSeq and is a predicted model, not a curated record. NCBI's taxonomy places the organism in Eukaryota, Metazoa, Cnidaria, Hydrozoa, Anthoathecata, Hydractiniidae.